GCGCGGCAGCCUCUGGACGAAGCCCCCGACGCUUCGAGAUCGAGAACGCAGAGAUUUUCGCGGUCCCGCUCUAGGUCACGCCGGCGGAGAUCACGAUCACUCAGGAGGAGAGAACGAGACAGGCACAGAGAGCCUCAUCGAGGUCGUGAGCGGCACCGCAGAUCGCGGUCGGCUUCGCGCUCCCGAGGAGGCGAACGUCGCCGACGGCGCGAAAAGGUUGAAGAGAACCCUUUGGGCGACAAGGAGAUGCUCCUUGACCAAGUGGUUUCAUGCAGCCCCCACCCCAUCGACAUACGCGGUUGUUUCCAGGAUGGACGUCCGAUGCAAGAGCUGGUCGACAAGCUGGUCUUGGCCGAGGCUGACCCGCUGAGAGAUGACUUCCUGAAGCUCCGGUGUGUGAUCCACCAAGGACAAAUUAUCUGCUUGGAUGCCCGGCGACUUGCUUGCCUGCAAGAGUACGCCAGAAAAGUGCAGCGAGAGGUGACGAUCCGUGUGAACGUCAACGAAAGCUGGGACAAAGAUCCGAAUGUCUCUAACUUCUUGAAGCACUACACGACCGUGGAUGGCGGACCUCCAAAAGUAAGGUGGAGGCAGCAACAGAACUAUGGCACCAAUGAUCGCGACGGUCGCCGCGACGACAACGACAGGGAACGGCGUCAGCCAAUUGGCCAAGGCCGUGGAAAGGGUGGCAAAGGCCAGGGCAAGAAGGGGAAGAGGCGGAACCGCGACGGGAAGUCAGGUGGCGGCUGGAAGGGCCGCAAAAAUUGGAACUGGAAGCAAGGUGAUGAGAAGCAAAGCUAUGAUGGCGGUAACACUGCCGACGACGACAAGGACUCACGUCAGGGUGUUGAUGACACGAACGAGGAGAGCUGGAAUGACCCCAACUUCUUCGACGAAGAGGAUUUCGUGAGCAACACUCCAGCUCCAGCAGGUUCCGCGCAGAAGCCGGAAGCAUUCCGUGGCGAGGUCGUUCCGCGACGAACCAAAUGGGACAAUGCUCCGAAAGCAAACGUGACUGCUUUCGAUCCCGAGGCACCAACAAACCAGGAUAACUUUACAGCAGUCGUGGGCAACCAGUUUGCGAAGUCUGGCCAUUCAGACCGCCUCAUGCUGGUGGACCAUGAGAGAGGCACAGGCAAUGUGCCGAUCUCAUGUGAAGCUCUGCAGGUCACCAUUCUCAUUGAAAACCUUACUGGCUGCGACCUCGAGCUUUCUCGAGCCAGUUCUGAGCAGAGCAUGCAAGCUGUCCUGGCUAGGACGGACCAAAGAUGGCCAACGCUGCUUGGACUGUUGUUUCCGCGGUGGCUUUCGCUGAUAGCUUUCAGCAGAGGCACUGGCUGCGCCAUGGCCAUUGAGUUCCGGUCGAAGGGCAGCGGGUAUGCUGACACGAGACUGUCAAGGAAGUCCUUCAUGCUGGCCGUCCAGCUUCCGCGUCCAUCACAAGGAGUGGUCUCCUGGCUUGGAGCUCUCUCAAGCCCUGGUGGAGACGUGCCGAAGUUCGCAGCAUGCUUGCAGGACCUCGCUCCUGGGCAGACCCCAGGUGAUGUCCGGCACCUGCUGGAACAGGCGCCCCCUCUUCAAAGCCACGGCUCUGCGGCUGGCUGCGAGUGGCUGGCAGUACGGCGCGAAGCGGAGUUUGUCGAUGUGCGCCUCCGUCUGCUUCCCGAGGAUACGGCCGUGCCGGAACAGAGGUCCGAGGAACUUCCACCAGAGCUGACUCAGAAGGACGAGGUUGGGCUUUUGCCCAAGACACUGCUUGUCCUUCGCCUUGCGUCGCGGAUGCCACCAAACUCCCUGUCGUUAGACGUGCCGGCAGCCCUCAUCAAGGACCCCAGGUCGUGGACGGUGGAGGACAUUAGCGUUUGGCUCCACUGGCUGGGCAUAGGCGAGCAUGUGGAAGCCUUUGCCUCUCGCAACGUGGAUGGACGCCUCCUGCUGCAGCUCGGGGCGGACUCUGCUUGGGCCGAGUUAGGUGUCACCGACCCUGCGCAGCAGCGCGUCCUGGACUCUGCUGUGGAGCCACUCAGGUGUUUCCAUCAAGGAAGCGGUCUUGAAUCCGGCCUUGCACUGCACGCGAUUGAGGGCCCUGUGGCCGGCCGUGUCUUUUUGGUGGGCAGCGGCGGGGUCACUGGUGGCCGCCACUGCGCUUCCAACGGAAUCGUGCUCUCAGAGAACUAUGUGUCAAGACGGCAUUUCUUAAUUCUCCGAGACCGCAGCGGGCAGUACCUUCUGCAAGAUGUCGGAAGUACAACUGGCACCUUUCUUAUGGUCCGGGAAGAAUUGCCAUUGGACCAUCAGAUGAUUAUCCAGCUGGGUACCACAGAGCUGACGGUGUACAUUGAAGGGGAUUGCUGCACGCUGCUCGCAACAGAGGGUCCUGACAAGGACAUCAGCGCGCUGGUGCCUCCGCAAGGCCUCGCUAUUGGCAGAGAGGCUGGAAACGGACUUUGCAUCAGAGAUCCUCAGAUCUCUGCAUUCCACUGCAAGGUUCGCCCCGUCCCCGACCAUGGCUUCAUCUUGGAUGAUGAGUACUCCACGAAUCGCACGUGGCUACGCUUGGCCGCAGAUGGUCAGCCAUCCAGGCGGUACGUGCUUCGAAUUGGCGACCUCUUCAAAGUGGGAUCUACGCUCUUCCACGUCGUCGAGCCACCGCCCAUAGAAGACGUUCCGGGCGAGGCUUUGCCUUCAGCCUUGGACAGAUUGGAUCAUACCCGCUUUCCCACCUCGCCCAGCUCUGCUGAAGAGCCGGAGCUGAGUGAUGAUGCUGAAGUUGCCGUGCCAGCAGCAAUGCCUACGGAGUCUCAGCUUAGAUGGGAGCCCAUGCUGGAGGGUGACGCGAGGCAGUCGCUCUCGCCAGAAGAAUAUGCACGGCGUUUGACAUCUUCGCGGCGACGGGUGGCAGAAGGUGGGCCAGAAACUAG
Symbiodinium necroappetens is the source of this 2921-nucleotide messenger RNA. The record is from the annotation of a GenBank genome assembly. Lineage: Eukaryota; Dinophyceae; Suessiales; Symbiodiniaceae.